Molecule: messenger RNA, 2936 nt
Organism: Coregonus sp. 'balchen'
Lineage: Eukaryota; Metazoa; Chordata; Actinopteri; Salmoniformes; Salmonidae
Source: the annotation of a GenBank genome assembly
CGCUGCUGUUGGAGAGAGGGGUGGUUGAAGAAAAGAAGACAAAACACAACAAAGUAAAACUGGCGCGGGCGCUACUUUUAGUAAUAACUUUUUCAUAAAUUCAUAGUUACAGACCACAGUGUCUUCUAACUAUUACAACGUGUGGUAUCAAUUUAGUUAAAUAACGUCGUUGGAAGAAUUUCACAAUGCCAAGUAGCACAUCUUUGUUGGAAACGGAGGAAACUGAGCCGGAGAUCCCGCCACUAGUUGUGCAUGCAUUCGCUGACAUAAGCCUCGAAAACCACUACAGACAGACGGAACAACCCGAGAGCCUCUUGCAUCCACGCCCGGUCUCUCAUUUCAAUGUGCUUGGUGCGGUGCUGGACCUGCAGCCUAUACAGCACCACCACCCGACAGAAGAGGACGAGGAAAGAGCCAACGAAGACGUGUUGGAGGAGAAUGGUUUCAACAACACGCUGCUUGUGCAUGCCCAAGUCUUGGGACUAGGCUCUGUUAUGCCACCUGGAAUGGAUACGCCCGAGACACUCUUGCUGUACAAUGAGCUUGAUCACGGCACACUACAACAGGCUACGGGAAUGAUGAUUUUGCCAUCAGUGUACGGAGAGCCUGGCUAUGAAGUUGAGACAUCGCUGCUCAUGCGGAGGAAGAGUGUGAACACAACAGAGUGUGUCUCGGUGCCCAGCUCAGAACAUGUUGCCGAGAUUGUCGGUAGACAGGGUGAGUAAGUUAGCUACUCUAGUUACCUAGCUAACUAGUAUUAUUAUGUUUUAAUUAGCCAGACGUGUAUGUUGGAUACUAGCUUGAUUUGGCUAGAAUUAUAUUUUAUGUAUGCUGCCAAUUUGGUAAUUGACAUUGUAAAAUGUAAUUUGGAAACAACCAGCUGGCUAACUAAUGUAGUUAGCAUCCGCUAUCUAACUAGUUACUAUAACUAGGUCACCCUUCAAAUCCACAUUUCAAAGUUGGUAAACUGGCAAAGUAAAUACCGUUAUAUUGAUUCUAGCUAUCUCUCUCUCUAGCCAUGUGAUUGAUGCACAUUUGGAUUGCAAGUUAGUUAGUUACUAGUAGUUAGCUACCUAGCUAGUUGCGUUUAGCUUGUUUCAUGGCAUGCUAAUUAUGAUAGCUUCGCCUUUGUUGAUCACCAUGCCACAUCAGCUAGCAAGCUAUCGCUAGAAAAUCGGUGUAAUAUACCGUGAUUUUAGUUUGCUAGCCAUCUAUCAAACUGUCUUUUCACCGAUGGAGAAUACUUUUGACCCUCAUAACUUUUUGUAUCGACUGGACUGCCAUAGAACAUGUUUGGCAAAUUGUUUUCAUGUCUGCAUCUGUUAUAGAGCUCGCCAUCUUGUAGUCCUAAAACCCGGAAAUUAGUUCGCUACCUCGGGUUCGAAAACGCCAUUCAUUUUCCUCAUAGGCUUACAAAAAGACGCUAUUACUAUUUCUCUGUAUGUGGGGGAUGGUUGACUGUUGUUAAAACCUUGAGGAAAUCGUAAAUGACAAGAUAGUGUAAAGUCCAACUUAUACCAUCUACAGCGAGACAUCUAGUUAUUAAUUAUUAGCAUCAUCUCAGAUUUCACAAUAGUAAGAAAUCAAGAUUGUAACUGUAAUUCAUUAAAAGGAUAUAGAUUAAUGUCUGAGAUUCUCCCUUCUAAAUUUUUUUUUUUUUUUUUUUUUCGUUAGGUUGCAAGAUCAAGGCAUUGAGAGCAAAGACCAACACCUACAUCAAGACCCCAGUGCGAGGGGAGCAGCCGGUGUUCGUGGUGACAGGACAGAAGGAGGAUGUGGUCAUGGCCAAGAGGGAGAUCCUCUCAGCAGCUGAGCACUUCUCCCUCAUCCGAGCCUCCCGGAACAAGGCAGGUCCGAUGGCUGCAGCAGGGCCAGGGCUGCCUGCUGCACCUUCCCUACCUGGCCAGACCACCAUCCAGGUGCGUGUACCCUACCGCGUGGUGGGACUGGUGGUCGGGCCGAAGGGGUCGACCAUCAAGCGCAUCCAACAGCAGACGCACACUUACAUUGUCACACCGAGCCGAGACAAAGAGCCCGUGUUUGAGGUGACGGGCAUGCCUGAGAAUGUGGACCGAGCGCGAGAGGAGAUGGAGGCCCAUAUCGCCAUGCGUACGGGCAACUGUGUGGAGAUUCCAGGAGACGAGAGCGACUUCCACUAUAACGGCACCGACGUCAGCUUCGAGGCGGGCGGCUGUGGGGCGUGGCUGCAGUCGAACGCGGCCGCACCUACCGGUGCCCAGCACAGUGGCGUGCGUAUGACCGCCAACUACCGCAACGACAGCUCCAGCUCUCUGGGCAGUGGCUCCACUGACUCCUACUACGGUGGAGGGGGGAACCGCAUGGCCGACUUCAGCCCCACCAGCCCCUUCAACUCCAAUCGUAACAACAACAAUGGUGGGGCCAGCUUCUGGUUUGAGGAGACUCUGCUCCCUUUUGCCUCUGAGGAGCUGGCAGCACUGGGCUCUCCUGGGUUUGACCCUCUGGCCAUCAGUACAGCUGCUCCUGCACCGCAGCCACAGGUGGUGUGGAGCCACUUGGAACAGGGCGUCCAGCUGUUGGGUGGCCGUCAGGCCCCUGUCCGAGACAGCCAGCCUGGCACGCCUCGCCUCUCCCCUGCCUUCCAAGAGGCCUUGGAACACCCCAUGGCCCAGCGGGUUCAGAGGGUCUCCCUCAGUGCCUCAGAGUCUCAAAAGUUCCCAGUCUACGGCCCCACCUUCUCAUCCUCCAGUGACAGCUCCAGCUCUCCGCCAGACUCGUGCCGAGGACGCCAGGGAUGCAUCCGCUGCCUGGAGAGUGAGAUCAUCGCAGCCCUGGUGCCCUGCGGACACAACCUCUUCUGCAUAGAAUGCGCCAACCGCAUCUGCCAGAGCCCCGAGGCCAUCUGCCCAGUGUGUCAGGCACCAGUCACCCAGGCCAUACGGCUGAGCCUGCCCUGA